Nothoprocta perdicaria is the source of this 2214-nucleotide messenger RNA. RefSeq names its product IST1, ESCRT-III associated factor (gene IST1). Bases 136 to 1299 code for a protein of 387 amino acids. The transcript is spliced from 10 exons. NCBI's taxonomy places the organism in Eukaryota, Metazoa, Chordata, Aves, Tinamiformes, Tinamidae. Gene Ontology annotation, biological process: protein transport. The record is from RefSeq and is a predicted model, not a curated record.
UCGGCUGAAUAGGCUGGUCACGGAGCAUAACAAAUCACAUGUGAUCCCCGUGCCGACAAAGUGCUGUCGCUAUCCACAACAUUGCUGUAAAGUCUCCAGUAGGCGUGAGCCCAGGUCCUCCGGUCAGGUAGCUCCAUGGAAGGCUGGCGCAAGGAGCAGCCAACGGAGGCCCUGAUCAGAAGCCUCAAGAAAGCGUUGGUCAUGUUGGGCUCUGGCUUCAAGGCUGAGCGCUUGCGAGUCAACCUGCGCCUUGUUAUCAAUCGCCUCAAGCUUCUGGAGAAGAAGAAGACGGAGUUGGCCCAGAAGGCGAGGAAGGAGAUUGCAGAUUAUCUGGCAGCUGGGAAGGAUGAACGCGCCAGGAUUCGUGUGGAGCACAUCAUCCGAGAAGAUUACCUGGUGGAGGCCAUGGAGAUCCUGGAGCUGUACUGCGAUCUGCUGCUCGCCCGCUUUGGCUUGAUCCAGUCCAUGAAGGAGCUGGACUCCGGCCUGGCGGAAGCUGUGUCUACACUGAUAUGGGCUGCCCCACGGCUCCAGUCGGAAGUGGCUGAGUUGAAGAUUGUUGCUGACCAGCUGUGUGCCAAGUACAGCAAGGAAUAUGGGAAGCUGUGCCGGACAAACCAGAUUGGGACAGUCAAUGACAGGCUGAUGCACAAGCUGAGUGUAGAGGCACCACCCAAGAUCCUGGUGGAGAGAUACCUCAUUGAGAUUGCCAAGAACUACAACGUACCCUAUGAACCCGACUCAGUGGUGAUGGCUGAAGCCCCUGCAGUUGGAGAGGCAGAUCUGAUCGACGUGGGAUUCACUGAUGAUGUGAAGAAAGAUGGCCCUGGAGGGGGAGGUGGUGGUGGAUUUACAGCGCCGCUGGUUGGUCACGAUGGAGUAAUGCCCAUGCCAAUGCCAAUGCUCAUGCCCAUGCCAUCACCAAACCCACCAUUCUCUUAUCCACCCUCAAAGGGACCAGAGAACUUCAAUGGCCUACCAGUGGGGACCUACCAGCCUUUUGCGAACGUUCAUCCGCCACCAAUUCCGGCAAACCCACCAACAUAUGAGUCUAUUGAUGAGCCUAAUGCUGACAAAGAUCCUUCUACACAGACAUCUGGGCCUAGUCCCAAGGCGGAGCCUACUCCAAAACCAAGAGCUGGAGUUCCUGAUAACUUUGACAACUUUGUGUUGCCAGAAUUGCCAUCAGUGCCGGAUACUCUGCCAACAGCAUCUGCUGGUGCCAAUUCUUCUGCCUCAGAAGACAUUGAUUUUGAUGAUCUUUCUCGGAGAUUUGAGGAGCUAAAGAAGAAAACAUAAGACAGUCUGGCCUGUAGCUCUGCUGUGAGAGGCAGCAGCUGUGACAGCUUUUACUCUCUGAAACACUCCCCUAGAAAUUGGUUUCCUGUUUUAACUUAAAAUGAAUGCACUUUUCUUUCUGAGCCCUCUUUCUGCUGUACUUAUACCAAAUGCCCCUGCUUUCCCAGUCUUUGUUGCUGCAGGAGGGGUGAACUAUGGUGGGAUCCCAUGAGACUGGAGCAGGGAACAGCUCCUAUCUGCCUGGGUGGUUAUAUUCCACAGGAAGGCAAAUCCUGGCUGCCUCUACAUGGCUCUGCAUUUCCUUUCAUGGAGAAGGAAGAUAAAGGUGGAGAGAUGACCAGAGUCAAUCCCUCUCUGGGGGAGCAUCGCACAUGUGCUGCUCAGCUCUGCUUUGUGGCCCAGAGGGCGAGUUGUGAGUGGCCUCCGUGCUGCCCUGGCUGUUUUGCGGUGCCCUGGCUCUUAGGCCAGCCCCUGGCUGAAGCUAGAUCUAGGUACAGUUUGCCUUGGAGGCUGAAGCUGUUAGUGCCAGUGGAUUCUCAGGGAGCCCUCCGUGGCCUUGGCUGUGUUACCGAGGAGGGCUCGCUCGCCUGGCAUGAAGAUAGGGCUGUGCAGCCACCUGCAGAGCGUGCCCAGCCCCUGGGGAGGAGCGGCCACCAGGGCCAGGUGCUGGCUUCUCAGUCUGCCUUAAACAGCUGCCUGCUGUAAAGCCUGUGGAGAGCUAUGCUGGGCUGGGAGGCUGGAUGCUGGGCAGUAACUUUGCUUCCCUUGAGAGCAGGGUUGUGGGAAACCUCCAGCUUGGCUGUUGGCAGCAGCGCCCCUGCAGCGCUGGCUCCUGUGUGCCUGCACGUGGGGGCGGCUGCUGAACGGGACUUGCUCUCUUCUGUGUAAUGUAUCUGUACAUAACAUUUUCACACA